CGUACCUUCUCUGUCUGAAUAUAUACAUCUAUAUUGUUAGAGAAGAAGAAGAAGAAGAUACAUGAUCUUUUGGAGAUAAAAGGCAUGGAGGAAUUGUUGGGUUUAUUGAGGAUUCACGUAAAACGGGGCGUAAACCUUGCGGUUCGGGACGUCCGUACCAGCGAUCCUUACAUUAACUUUAGGAUGGGCAAUCAGUCACUCAAGACUAAAGUAAUAGAAGGGGAUGUUAAUCCUGUGUGGGAUGAAGAUUUAACUCUUUCCAUAAGAGAUCCCGAAAUGUCAAUCCAACUUAAUGUGUACGACUAUGACAGAUUUAGCAAGGAUGACGAGAUGGGUGAUGCGGAGUUCGACAUAAAGGCCUUCAUAGAAGGCUUGAGAAUGGAUUACGCAGACUUCCCCGACGGGACCAUAUUGGCAAAGGUGCAACCGAGCAGGAAAAACUGCUUGGCCGAAGCCACCACCGUGGUUUUGAGGGAUGGCAAGGUUCUUCAAGACCUCUGCCUCAGAUUGAGAAAUGUGGAGACUGGUGAAGUGGAGCUUCAGCUCGAGUGGAUUGAUCUCCCUGGUUGUAAAGGUCUUCGUGCUUAACUUCAUCAAUGUCCCAUUGGU
Messenger RNA from Hibiscus syriacus, 609 nucleotides. RefSeq names its product protein C2-DOMAIN ABA-RELATED 4-like. NCBI's taxonomy places the organism in Eukaryota, Viridiplantae, Streptophyta, Magnoliopsida, Malvales, Malvaceae. The coding region runs from base 85 to 588 and encodes 167 amino acids. The transcript has 3 exons. The record is from RefSeq and is a predicted model, not a curated record.